Lindgomyces ingoldianus is the source of this 555-nucleotide messenger RNA. RefSeq names its product sym-1. Gene Ontology annotation, cellular component: mitochondrion; membrane; cytoplasm. The record is from RefSeq and is a predicted model, not a curated record. Lineage: Eukaryota; Fungi; Ascomycota; Dothideomycetes; Pleosporales; Lindgomycetaceae. The coding region runs from base 1 to 555 and encodes 184 amino acids. The transcript is spliced from 3 exons.
AUGGUUUGUGGUGCUUUGAUUACGCACUUGGUUCUGUGUCGAAUUCAGUUAGCCGUCUCCAUAACUGUUGUAUUCGGAACCGGAGAUGUUCUCACCGAACAGCCAGUGGAGAAGAAGGGCAUCAAAGGCUAUGAUUUACCUAGAACUGGUCGCAUGGCGUUCUAUGGUGGAGCUAUAUGGCGUCUAGCGGCCACGCGCUGGUUCAGGUUUCUCCAAGCCAAAAUCGUUCUCCAGAACAAAACCCUUGAAAUGGUUACACAUGUCGCAAUAGAUCAAACCUUCUUUGCCCCGGCAAGUCUCUUUGUCUUCCUGAGUUCCAUGUCAAUAGUGGAGGGCUCGAGUCCAUCAGAGAAGUUGUCUAAGUCGUUCAUUACAGCUCUGCGGAGGAAUCAAAUAGUCUGGCCGUUUAUGUCGCUUUUUAACUUCCGAUUUGUCCCACUAGAUCAUCGAGUCAUACUCGUGAAUGUGAUUCCUCUGGGUUGGAAUUGUUACUUAAGCGACGCCAAUAGCUCCACGAUGGUCGCGUAUGCUUCGCCCAUGCAGCAAGGUAUCUAG